AACUUGAACCUACAAAUGCUGAUAUUCUGAGAAAUAUAAAAAGUGUCUUACAUACGGUAAUAUGGCUUCAGAAACAAUGGAAAUGAACGGAGGUACUGAUAGAAACAGUGGUGGUGAGAGUCCUCGAAUGGGUCCCUGGCGGAGCAGGUCUACUCCUCUCAAUAUGAAUCACUAUGCCAAUAAGAAGAGUGCUGCAGAGAGCAUGCUGGAUGUGGCAUUACUGAUGGCUAACGCGUCCCAGCUGAAGGCCGUACUGGAACAGGGCCCCGGAUUCACCUUCUACGUCCCUCUCAUCACACUAAUCAGCAUUUCCCUCAUCUUUCAGGUCAUAGUAGGUGUCCUGCUCAUCUUCAUUGUGAAGUGGAAUCUCAAUGAUGUGAGCAAACAUUUCAAACUGAAUGUGUUGGAGAACAUCGUCACAGCACUUGUAUUUAUCGUUGUUGUGGUCAAUGUCUUCAUCACGGCCUUCGGUGUCCAGAUGUCAAACGUCAAAUCAUGACCCCUGGACCUGUUGCCUGUUUAAAGAACUGUUGGUUUCUAAAAUAGAGGCUCCAGACCAUGGACAGAGGCCGGCAUCCUCAGGCCUAUCGGCACUUUUCAAAUUCAUGUCUCUUUAUGGAGCUGUCACAGUAUGACCCUGUCAGCCUCUCAGAAUUGCUGCAUGUGUCCUAAUAGGACAAAUCCUGGAUUUUUUUUAACUUAGUUUCACUUUUCUGGGUCUCCAAAGUUGUUGCAAACCAUUAAUAUAAGAUAAGGGUGUUGCUUAAAUUUUUGAGGAAAUGAAGGAUUUUUUUUUCACCGUGAAAUUUUACUGUUGCCUCAUCAGUAAAGAAAAUGGACCCCGGAAUAGGAGGGGUUCCGAAGGAUAAAGUGAUAGCGAAAGGAUAGUGAAACUUUCCAAGUAUGUUGCAAAACUUUUGUGGUAACAGGGGAAUUGUAUGGUUAGAGCAAUUAGAAGACCAUGAAAACUAAUUUAUAUAAAUCUCCAUUCAAGACAGAGUUGACCAACUGAUGUAUUUGUCAGAGAUUAUCGCGUUUAGACACUUGUAAAAUGACUGCUAUAUCAUUCAACUCAAUACCUCACCCCAUGUUCAUAUGUAUGUGUUUGUGUGUAUGUAAAGAAACACAUUGAAAGCGAGAGAGAGAUUCUCCGUGUAAUGUUGCCACCUUUGUGAAGAUGAGUGUAAUACUUGUGCAGAGUGUAGUACACCAUGAUGACUGAAACAAGCAACGAGCAGAGAGAACCCACUCUGAUUGUACUUGUUUACCUGUAACAGUGGCUCCUGUGGCCAGUUGAAGAGGAAACUAUAGUUUAAUUCUCCUUGAGCAUUAGAGGUAAAAAAAAAAACAAAAAAACUUUAGAGUUACUGAAAUGUUCCAUGCAACAGUGUCUAACCUGGUGUCAGCAUGGAACUGCAGGAGACAGACAGCCUUUGUUAAGACCAGCAGGGGCAGUAGCAAACACUUCAACCUCAUGGUGUCUUGCAUUAAUUUGGUUAGUUGUUAGCAAAACAGAUGAAUGCAAAUAAAAACUUUGGACAAGAGUGGCCAGCUGAAUCUAAGACUCGCAAUACCCCAACACUGUUUUCCGUUAGGGCUUUACCUGUUUCCACAGGGCUUUAAGUGUAAUUAUGCCGUUUGACCACAGGUCACAUAGCGCCCUCUACUGGUCACAUGACCACUGACCAUUUAUGAAGAACUUGCCUGUUGUAUGGUAUACUUUAAAUCUAUGCAAAUCAUGUACAGCUUUAUCUUUGAGAGUGUCUUGUUUUGGGUGUCAUCAUACCUAUGAGUGUCCCCAUGUCUUUUGAUUAUUUCACCUCAAAACUUUUCCAAAUCGCUUAAUUCAUUUUUGCCUUAAGUUUUUAGUUAGUUUGUUUUUUUUAACUGUGCACCAAAUAUGUAUGGACAAUGUUUACUUGGCAGUGAUUUUUGUAUUACGUAGUAAACUGUGUUUUCCUUUAGUGAAGUUUAUAAAAGAAGUGAAAAAAGUAAUAAACCAAAAGAAUGAA
Chanos chanos (milkfish) is the source of this 2012-nucleotide messenger RNA. It is a transcript of the gene ninj1, whose product is annotated as ninjurin 1. The transcript is spliced from 4 exons. Lineage: Eukaryota; Metazoa; Chordata; Actinopteri; Gonorynchiformes; Chanidae. Gene Ontology annotation, biological process: cell adhesion; tissue regeneration. Gene Ontology annotation, cellular component: membrane. The record is from RefSeq and is a predicted model, not a curated record. Bases 62 to 499 code for a protein of 145 amino acids.